Molecule: messenger RNA, 3965 nt
Organism: Ectocarpus sp. CCAP 1310/34
Lineage: Eukaryota; Phaeophyceae; Ectocarpales; Ectocarpaceae
Source: the annotation of a GenBank genome assembly
ACGAAACCCUCUUUUCCACAAUGGCGUCGACAAGAGAUGCCAGGUGUGUGCUUUUGGUUGCAAAAGACACGGUCUCAAAACCCGCUGCUCGCCUAAUUUUCUUCCGGAGUACGGAAAAAGAAAAACGGUGGGUGGGCCAAGAAACGAUGCACUGUCUAUCGAACUCGAAACUUCUGGCAAUGCGUGGCGGAAGUGGCGCACCCGCAACACGCACAGAAGAUUGUUGGAAAAAAGGUGGUCCUACUACUCGCCGCCAGCCGGUCGGGUUCCGGUUACCCCGAGAAGACUUCUCUUGCCUAGCAAACAAGAAGAAGCCUCGAAAAAGGGGGGGGUAAUGUGGAGAACACCUUCAUCACGGUUGAAACUCCCCAACGUCUGUCGAGGACGAAACCCUUUUUUCCACAGUCAGUCACAAAGAAAGGAUCCAUCUCAGGUGUAGUCAGAGGAAAUAAUCCAAGGGUUAGCGGACACCCCGUGUUUCUAUGAUUCCCCGACUAGCAUAGACUACAGCGAUAAAUCCCCUCCCUGUGGACAACAUAUUCGAGGUGGCCAUCAUUCAGACCUAUGUUCCAGUUUUUCUGACACACACAGCAGGCAGGCAGCAAGGAUGCUUUCGUGAAUACCACGCUUGCUUGGAACAGUCUCAGUCUAGUCUAAAUGAGUGGUGGAUCCUAGUGGUCCCCAUGUCGCAAUACACACCUUAACCCCUAACAACUCUACGCCAACCUACGGCAGAAGAGAGCACCUAUCGGCGGCGCACUGACCGCACUUGAACCGUUGUACAUGCUGUUUUUUCUGCCUAUAUACAGAUUGUAUGAGCGGCAGCAGGAUAGUAGACUAUAUAGUAGUCUAACCGCUCGCUCCGAUGGUCUAGUUGUUAUAGUCUCGAAUCCCGGCGUAAGUGAGCUUUUUUUUGCAAAGUGAGUUUUUCUCUCUCUACUGCUCCUCCUGGCCUAGUUGUUGUUGUUGUUUCUGACAUUGGCUCUAUAAUAGUCCACAAAAAAUGGGGAGCUCGUGGCCUCAAAACCCGGCACAUACGACGCCGCGGGGAAACAAAACAAAAAUAGGGUACAAAACACUCGGAAAAAGAAAACAAAAUGAUGAUGGAAAGAAAAGAACAGGUAUCGCACCGACCGUUCGAAAAGAGUGCCCUCGGAAACCGAAAAAAAUAAAAAAAUAAAUAAAUAAACGAGGACGCUUCCCACCCACACCCGCCCAAAGAAAAAAUCAAAGGGAAACGUACCAGCACCAGGCACUAAGCACCAGGGCAUGGAUGGGAGUAACGGAGAAAACAGGACAAAGAGGUGGCAGAUGGGCAGACAGCCAGACGUACAAAAACAAAGGCAACAGCAAAGCGAGAUCACGGUACCCAACACAGCAGAGUUGGCAGGGAGGUCAUGAAAAAAAGAAACACAGAAACACAGCACAGAGAGAGGCAGAAGGCAAUACAAAGGACAUACAUGAAGGAGUGUAGCAUACAGCAGGGAGUGUGUGUGUGUGUGUGUGUGUGUGUGUGUUUAUUAUUACUAGCAUCGACCGCGCUAACCGGCUGACCAAUGAAAAGACGUCAGUCUCAGUGCGGUUGAAAACACAAAACACUUCUAUCUAUCAUAAACUGGGACCCCGUGAGGGGGCAGCAUGGGGGAGAGGCUAAACUAUCCUUCGGAUCAAAACCAGAAACAGCAGCAACAGAAGAAAACUGCACCCGUCUACCACGGCUAUUACCUAGUACUCGAGUCCGUUUAGGAGUACUUUCACCAGUAUCCUCUUUGUUUUCGUUACCAUCAUUCUGAUCCUCAUUUUGACAAGAAGAAUCUCUGGGCAGUUCUUCCCUAGCCCUACGUUUCUUGUUGUGGGGAAGGUCAUCUGGCUCAAACCCUUUGCUCUCUUCCACUCCUCCAUGUUUUUCUGCUCCAUCGUCGUCAUCCUCCUUUCUCCCCUUUCCCUUUCCUUCGUCUUCGUCACUCCCAAAAGAAUUACCCUCACUACUAUCGUUGUCGCAGAGAUCCCAACCGAUUGGCCCUGGUGGAAGUUGGUCGAUCAGUAGCCCAUGACGUUUGAACACAUCGCGAGUUCGCAUCGACAGAAAACGAGCUAGCUCGAAGGUAAACCGUCUCCGAAUCCUGUUAGUAUGAAAAGCUUUCAGGCGAACUAAGGCCCUCUCGUCGUCAAAAUUUUCCCGGCAAAAAGCUUCGUGCGCCAAGUGGUUGGCGAUAGCAACGAUGAGUCGAUUGGUGCCUUUGCCAAGACCACCAUUCGUUGAAAAAGCAGCAGUAAGGAGGGUAGAUCUAGACGGGUUGAAAGUUCCCGCAUAGUGAUUUGCCUUACUUGCAGCUCGAUCUUCGAGGGCUGAUCCUGGCUUAAGGAUCGACUUGUCGAUGCUUCGACCUGCUGAUGGGUUGACGAUUGUUACGUCGAUCAGAAUGGACUUGGUGCAGAGGUCCUCUUCCUUCUCUCCUGCGUGUAAUCCUGGGGGGAUUACCAAAUCCAUCUUGUAUAGCCCCUUUCCCCUACCAGUGCCUGUGGUAAAAGGGGAAGAAUCCUCAACGGCGAUGGGCAUAUGGCACUCGCGCAGUGUCUUGAGGACCACUCGAACCAUCCUGUUAUGGAGGAAGGUUGAGGCGCCGGUCUUGGUGCAGACGAGGGAGUGGGCUCGGCUCAAGCGGUCCUUGCAUGGUAACAAUGCACCUGCACCACAAAGUUUGCCUGUGUUGCAGUCUGCUCGAUCGUGACUCCCCAGUACACGACCGAUUGACUCUCGAUAUAGAUCAGGCAGCAUUCUUUCAUCUGCUGACAACCCUUGCGUUGUCAACCACGACAAAACUCCCUUGCCUUUCGCUUCCUCCAAGCGGAUCAACGCCCUCUUCUUUGGCGUUUCCUCGCCUACUACUUUCUGCAAGUCUGUCUCCACCAUGUGGCGCACUGCUGCAUGAAGAGGUUUCGAAAGGAGAGCUUGGGCUCCAAAGACUUGGUAGUGUUGACCAAAUUCAUUUCGGCUGAAGGUAGACGGUGGUUGAUGUUCUACGUCAGGGUUUCCAUCUUCACGGGGUUUUCCCGCCUUCCCUGCUUCCAACAAGUAAACUCCUUUGAGGGCGGGGGUUAACUCAUCACUUGUGGCAAGUUUAGCCCAUGACUGCCCAACAGCUUUUUCAAGCUUGUCUUUGGUGAUGAUUUCCUCUAGCUUCUUCAGCGAGUCAAUCAGAGCCAAUCCUGUCGGUAGCUGGGCAAGCCGGGGUAGACAUUGCUCAACUGUGUAUCCUGUCGAUGCUUGCACUGACUUGGAGAACACCAGCGCUUGCCCUGCCACAAAAGCCGAUUCUCGAAUGAGAACAUUGCUCGUGAUUCCUAGUCCUCCUUCUCGCAUGGGUAGGUGCACCUGCGCCCGAGCUGUCCCUUUGAAGAAAUCUACCUCCUCGUUAUCGUCGAGUCUGCGCGUACUUCUUUGACUGUUGGUAUUCUCAUGCUGUCGGCCAUCUUGGCAAGGAAGAUCUUACUCAUUGUCCACAUCAUCAUGUUGUCAUGUAUUUUUGCGGCAGAGUUGGUGAUAGACGGUGCAAUCGUCCUCAGCAAAUGAACAAACGUGGCGCACUAGAUAAACGCAGCAGUUGAUAGCUGGCUUGGGGGUAGUCAAGCGUUGCUAGGCGGAGUAUCAAUUCCGCCGGUUUACCACGGGCGAUUUUGGAAACGAAAUUCCUCUGGAACCCUUCUGUCCCUACUGGGAUGCCGACAACUGGCAUGCCACCUUCAGCAACUGACAGACCAAUUGUCGUCAAUUGUUGCUGUUCGUCGUUUGUCAAAGAGGACAUGCAAAGACCUUCGGGGAAAAGCACUUUGGAUUUCGGGAGACUGAGCUCAAUGCCUUUUUGGGAGAGACGUUCCUGAAUCCAAUUCGUUACAGUGGAUAUGGCCUGCAUGUUCCUAGCCAAACCUGGUGGAAGAUGUGCUUGGAGGUCGUCGACGUAUCC